AUGUCAUGGGGAUGGAGGAAAAUACUUCAGAUUCGCCCUUUGAUAAGAAGGUUUAUGUGGUAUAAAGUGGGAGAUGGGAAUUCAGUGUCGGCUUGGUAUGACUAUUGGUGUACGCAUAGUCCUUUAGCAGAGCAUUUAACUGCCAGAAUGAUUUCUCGAGCUGGUUACAAUUGGUCCACUAAAGUUGCUGAUCUGAUCUCUAAUGGCUCGUGGACUUGGCCUAGAAGCUGGAAUAACAAAUUUCCUAAUGCAAGCAUACCAAGUAUUGAUUCUAAUGCUAGGGAUGUCGUAUUUUGGAAAGAUAGAAAUGUUGUUGAUCAUCAUUAUUCAGUUGGAUUUGUUUGGGAAGAUAUUCGUGUUAGGGAGCCUUUGCUUUGGUGUCAUGUGGUCUAG
This is a messenger RNA of Erigeron canadensis, 393 nucleotides long. RefSeq lists its product as uncharacterized. NCBI's taxonomy places the organism in Eukaryota, Viridiplantae, Streptophyta, Magnoliopsida, Asterales, Asteraceae. The transcript has a single exon. The record is from RefSeq and is a predicted model, not a curated record. The coding region runs from base 1 to 393 and encodes 130 amino acids.